Colletotrichum orchidophilum is the source of this 1095-nucleotide messenger RNA. Its product is annotated as GDSL-like Lipase/Acylhydrolase. Gene Ontology annotation, molecular function: phosphatidylcholine lysophospholipase A1 activity. The coding region runs from base 1 to 1095 and encodes 364 amino acids. The record is from RefSeq and is a predicted model, not a curated record. The transcript is spliced from 5 exons. Lineage: Eukaryota; Fungi; Ascomycota; Sordariomycetes; Glomerellales; Glomerellaceae.
AUGAGGUUUUCUAUCGCCAGCAUCACCGCCCUAAUUACCCCGCUGGCGCUCGCCGCCGCAGAUGUUCUUGAGUAUAAUGCAACGCCAGCGGGACAAGUCAUCAAGGAUGGUGUCAAACUCCGAAUACUUCCGGUGGGCGAUUCUAUCACUGUGGGAUAUCUGAGCAGCGAUGGGAAUGGCUACAGGCUUAAACUUGACGAGGGUCUGUCCGCCAACGACGUAGUUUUCGCCGGUACUGUAUACUCCGGAAACAUGACCGACGGAUACUAUGCUGCUUGGUCUGGAAAAACGAUCCAGUACAUCGCCGAUAACGUAGGCCCAUCCCUGGUGCAAAGACCCAACAUCAUCCUCCUCCACGCCGGCACCAACGACAUGAACCCGAACCCGGCCAUCUCCACCGAAGGCAAUGACCCAGCCGCCGCCGCCAAGCGCCUCGGCUCCCUCAUCGACCAAAUGAUCACCGCCUGCCCCGACGCCACCAUCCUCGUCGCCCAAAUCAUCAACACGUGCAACGCCGUCCAGGAGCUCGCCACGGUAGCGUACCAGAAGCUCAUCCCCGGCAUCGUCGAGCAGCGCAGAAACGCGAGCCACCAUGUGCUGGCGGUAGACUUUGCGGCUUUGGGCACUGGCAUUCUGAGAGACGAUUGCAUUCACCCUUCGGAUGAGGGGUACCGCACCAUGGGUGACUACUGGUACGACUUCAUCGCGCAGAUUCCAAAGGACUGGAUUUCUCAGCCCGUGGGCGAUGACCCGGAUCGGUCAAAGGACGAGGCUGGGCGGGCGAGUAAGAAUGUGUCGGGCAGCAGCGCCGCCAGCGUGUUGUCUGGUAGUUGGAUAAUGCUCCUAAUGAUUCCAUUAAUUUUGACUAUGUCAAACAGAAAAGACCAUGGCUUGAAGGAACACGGCCUAUCGGACGAUGCCGUGGAGGCCGGCCACGACUUUAUCCACGACGCAGAAGUAGAGGAGGAGAGAAGGCACAGCGGAGAUCCAAACACGAUGCCAUCGAUGGCGUCGCAGCAGAAGAAAAAUGUGAACCUGGAGGGGAUGCAGCCUAUUCACCCUAUAGGGCAAGACAAUGCGGGCCAAAAGGCGUGA